AUGGCCGGUCCAACCUCCAAACUGGCGGUCGCCAAAGAAGACAAUGCUGCGAACCUGAGGCUCCAGGAGGCUGAGCAAAUUUAUGGACGAGGCAAAGGUGUCAAUGUGAAGAGUGCCCGGGACAAGAAGCUGCGCGCAAACCUGAAGCGACAGGAGUUCAAGCACAAGGAGGCUGUUCUUCAAGCCAAAGAUGCUGAGCUUCUGCUCGAGCACACCGAAGGCUUCCUUGAGCCAGAGGGAGAACUCGAGAAGACAUACAAGGUUCGCCAAGAUGAGAUCCAGGAAAGCGUCGGGAUCGAAACUGCGAAGAAGAGUUUUGAAUUGAAGCUCCCCGACAUGGGCCCCUACCGCAUGGACUACACUCGGAACGGUCGCGAUCUGUUGUUGGCAGGACGGAAGGGACAUGUCGCAACGAUGGACUGGCGCGAGGGAAAGCUGGGCUGCGAGUUGCAACUGAAUGAGACUGUGCGGGAUGCCCGCUGGUUGCAUAACAAUCAGUUCUUCGCUGUUGCGCAGAAGAAGCACACUUAUAUCUACGACCACCAGGGUACAGAACUGCACUGUCUAAGCAAGCAUCUGGAGCCUCUUUUCCUGGAGUUCCUGCCAUACCACUUCCUUCUUGCAAGCGCUCAAAUGAGCGGACACCUCAAAUACACCGACACAUCAACCGGUCAAAUCGUCGCCGAGCUUCCUACUCGUCUAGGCAAGCCGACCGCUCUCGCCCAGAACCCGUGGAAUGCAAUUCUCCAUGUUGGACACCAAAACGGAAACGUGACUCUGUGGUCUCCCAACUCUCAGACUCCGCUUGUGAAGGCACUUGUGCACCAGGGGCCCGUUCGGUCAAUGGCAAUGGAUCGUCAGGGCCGCUACAUGGUCUCCACUGGCCAGGACCAAAAGAUGAGCGUGUGGGAUAUCCGCAUGUACCGUGAAGUACACACAUACUCCUGCUACCAGCCCGGUGCAUCAGUAUCAAUCAGUGACCGCGGUCUGACCGCGGUAGGCUGGGGCACCCAGGCGAGCGUAUGGCGAGGCCUGUUCGACGCCGCCGCCGCCGAUGUAGGCAAGGUGCAAAGCCCCUACAUGGCAUGGGGUGGUGAUGGCCAGCGUAUCGAGAAUGUGCGCUGGUGCCCUUACGAAGAUGUUCUCGGUGUUGGUCACGACCAAGGAUUCGCCAGUCUGAUUGUCCCCGGUGCCGGAGAACCCAACUUCGAUUCAUUGGAGGCCAACCCGUACGAGAACGUGCGCCAGCGCCAAGAGCACGAAGUCCACGCACUGCUCACCAAGCUGCAGCCGGAUAUGAUUUCGCUGGAUCCCAAUGUCAUUGGAAAGCUCGAUACAGUCAGCGACCAAAAGUACCAGCAGCAGCGCAACCCGGACCAGAAGCCCGAGGAUACCAUGGACAAGAUCAAGAACCGUGGCCGUGGUCGCAACAGUGCUUUGCGCAAGUACCUGCGCAAGAAGGGUGGCAAGAAUGUUAUUGAUGAGAAGCGUCUCAAGGCCGAGACUUUGCGCAAGGAGCACGCUGCUCGUCAUAAGGAGAAGCUCAAGGCAGAGCGCAAUGAUCUGGGACCGGCGUUGUCUCGGUUCGCCAAAUAG
Molecule: messenger RNA, 1596 nt
Organism: Penicillium olsonii
Lineage: Eukaryota; Fungi; Ascomycota; Eurotiomycetes; Eurotiales; Aspergillaceae
Source: the annotation of a GenBank genome assembly